AAUGGGACAAUUUGCAAUAAAAAGAACCUGACGCCCUUUUGCAAAUAGGAGACACACUAUCUCUGCCCGAGCCCCAAGGCCUAAGUGGAAUGACCAGUUUCUCAGAAUGCUACCCAAUCUUCUUUCUCCAAGAAUAGAGUCACCAGAACCUUCUCCCAGCUCCCAAAGGCGACCCCUUCCCUUUGCCAGCGCUUGUAGCAAGAGAUGGGUGCCCCCAUCGGCACACUGUCCCUUGGCCACCUGACAUCAUGCCUCCCAAGAAGGAUGUUCCUGUGAAGAAGCCAGCAGGGCCCUCCAUCUCGAAGCCUGCUGCCAAGCCUACGGCAGGGACCCCUCCAGCCAAGACCAAGACUGAGUCAGCUGCCCCCCACACCCCGGCAAAAUCCCAGGAACCCCCUGUUGAUCUCUCCAAAGUGGUGAUCGAGUUUAACAAGGACCAGCUGGAGGAGUUCAAAGAGGCCUUUGAGCUGUUUGACCGAGUGGGCGAUGGCAAGAUCCUCUACAGCCAGUGUGGGGACCUGAUGAGGGCCCUGGGCCAGAACCCCACCAACGCUGAGGUGCUGAAGGUCCUGGGGAACCCCAAGAGUGAUGAGCUGAAGUCCCGACGUGUGGACUUUGAGACGUUCCUGCCCAUGCUCCAAGCAGUGGCCAAGAACCGGGACCAAGGCACAUACGAGGACUACCUAGAGGGGCUUCGCGUGUUUGACAAAGAGGGCAAUGGCAAAGUCAUGGGGGCAGAGCUCAGACACGUUCUUACCACUCUCGGAGAGAAGAUGACUGAGGAGGAGGUGGAGACUGUCCUGGCAGGCCACGAGGACAGCAACGGCUGCAUCAACUACGAGGCCUUCCUGAAGCACAUCCUAAGCCUCUGAGCUCCACAGGUAGUCCUCCAGCCCCUAGUCGCCCUGAGAGGCAAAGCUCCUCGACCAAGCAGAUAGACGAACAGGCAGUGCGAUUCCCGUCCGUCCUUCUGCAGCGCGAGAGCGCCAGGGCUGGACAACUUUCUCCCCCACGCAGAUCCAGCGGGGUCGGAUGCUCACCCCACCUCCCGGGCGGCGGGAGGUGCGUUCCUGCCACUAGGAGGCACUUAGAGCUUUGAAAUAAAGACCUGGCUCCUG
Molecule: messenger RNA, 1118 nt
Organism: Mesocricetus auratus (golden hamster)
Lineage: Eukaryota; Metazoa; Chordata; Mammalia; Rodentia; Cricetidae
Gene: Myl6b
Product: myosin light chain 6B
Exons: 7
Coding region: 249-872 (207 amino acids)
Cellular component (GO): myosin II complex
Molecular function (GO): calcium ion binding; structural constituent of muscle
Source: RefSeq, a predicted model, not a curated record